Penicillium alfredii is the source of this 735-nucleotide messenger RNA. RefSeq lists its product as uncharacterized. The transcript has 3 exons. The record is from RefSeq and is a predicted model, not a curated record. Lineage: Eukaryota; Fungi; Ascomycota; Eurotiomycetes; Eurotiales; Aspergillaceae. The coding region runs from base 1 to 735 and encodes 244 amino acids. Gene Ontology annotation, cellular component: DASH complex; spindle microtubule. Gene Ontology annotation, biological process: attachment of spindle microtubules to kinetochore.
AUGCCGCUGCUCGACUCUCACCUGGAGCAGAUUGCACUCUCCUCCAAUGCUAUUGCCGAUCUACCAUUCCCUCCGCCCCGCAUCUUUACCAACUCGCUACUGGGCUCUCACGAUAUAACGGCAUUGAUCCGCGAUACUGAAGCUCAUGAACGUGCCCUAUUCCAGGUUGAUCCAUCCACCAAGGCCCAUGGAUCCCAAAGGCGCGCCACUCGACGCGGGACCACGUUCCCUGAGCCCGAGACAGAGUCGAUGGCCAGUCGUAUCUAUUCGGCGCGCAACAACCGCACCCAGUCCGCGGUGGCUCGUGUUUUGGGGUCCGAUAUGAUGGAGGAAAUCAAGCGGUCGGCCGGCACCUCGACCCGGGGACCUCGCGGCGAGGUCAAUAUUGAAGUGCUCUUGCGAGGUGCGGAGAUUCUAUGUCAAGUAUAUCCCGUUGCUGGAGCGCAAGACAAGAUUGCUAGCUUGCGCUAUCGACAUGAAAUGAUCACCGAUUCCAUCUUCCAGCUGGAAGAUCGGGUCGCCACCAACACCGCCGAAUUGGAGCAAAUGAGGCAUUCAUACGGAGAUGAUGAGGAUUAUUCUCCAGCACCCGUAUUUCAACCAGAUACCCCAGAUAUCACAGACGAGGAUAUCGAGCACGAAUUGGCCGAAAUCCGCGAGUUGGAGCGGAAAAAGCGAGCCUUGGAAGAACGAGUUUCUGGCAUGGACCGAGAUCUGGGAGGUCUCAUCGGCUAA